AAUGCCCUUCGGGAUGAAUUCCCUGCAUCCCAAAGGAUGGAGGGGGCGUGGAAUGCGGCGCCAACCACUCAGAGAAGUUUUGCCUCGGGACCAGCCCGGUGUGGAAGCGCUGGCACCUGAAGUGACCUGGAUUUGUGCCACCUGCCUUUGCCUCCUGCUGCCCCCGGGCCCGUGGCUCCAGGUCCCAAUUAAUGGAUUCUGACAUGGAUUAUGAGAGGCCAAACGUAGAAACCAUCAAGUGCGUCGUGGUCGGGGACAACGCGGUGGGCAAGACCCGGCUCAUCUGUGCCCGUGCCUGCAACGCCACCUUGACCCAGUACCAGCUCCUCGCCACCCACGUGCCCACGGUGUGGGCCAUCGACCAGUACCGCGUCUGCCAGGAGGUGCUGGAGCGCUCCCGGGAUGUGGUAGAUGAUGUCAGCGUGUCCUUGCGCCUCUGGGACACCUUUGGUGACCACCACAAGGACAGGCGCUUUGCCUACGGCAGGUCCGACGUUGUGGUUUUGUGCUUCUCCAUUGCCAACCCCAACUCCCUGCACCAUGUGAAGACCAUGUGGUACCCGGAGAUCAAACACUUCUGCCCCCGCGCCCCCGUCAUCCUGGUGGGCUGCCAGCUCGACCUGCGCUACGCCGACCUGGAGGCCGUCAACCGGGCACGGCGACCCCUGGCCAGGCCAAUUAAACCUAACGAGAUCCUUCCCCCGGAGAAGGGCAGGGAGGUGGCCAAGGAGCUGGGGAUCCCUUAUUACGAGACGAGCGUGGUGGCCCAGUUUGGCGUCAAGGACGUCUUUGACAAUGCCAUCCGUGCCGCCCUCAUCUCCCGCCGCCACCUGCAGUUCUGGAAGUCCCACCUGCGCAACGUGCAGCGGCCCCUGCUCCAAGCCCCCUUCCUGCCCCCCAAGCCCCCUCCUCCCAUCAUCAUCGUCCCGGACCCCCCUUCCAACAACGAGGAGCGUCCGGCCCACCUGCUGGAGGACCCCCUGUGCGCGGACGUCAUCCUGGUGCUGCAAGAGAAGAUCAAAAUCUACGCACACAAGAUCUACCUCUCCACCUCCUCCUCCAAGUUUUACGACCUGUUCCUCAUGGACCUGAGCGAGGAGGACCAGCAGAGCAGCGCGGGGCACGGCUUCGGGGCGGCCGUCACGGCGGCCGCCGAGCGGAUGCUGCACCAGGAGGAGAGGCACCACGGGCGGGAUUUCCUCCUCAGGGCCGCCAGCUUCGACAUCUGCGAGAGCGCCGAGGAGGCCGGACCCGGCCAGCGCAAACCGUGCCUUAGAGCCUCCACCAGUGACGGGAUCCUGCGGGGCGACCGCUACGAGAACGGCGAGCGCGGGCUGCAGCGCGGCCGGAACCUCUCCUCGUGGAGCAGGGCCUUCACCAGCAUCCAGGAGGAGAUGGCCGAGGACCCGCUGACCUACAAGUCCAAGCUGAUGGUGGUGGUGAAGAUGGACGCGUCCAUCCAGCCGGGGCCUUUCCGGGCCGUGCUGAAGUACCUGUACACGGGCGAGCUGGACGAGAACGAGCGGGACCUGAUGCACAUCGCUCACAUCGCCGAGCUGCUGGAGGUGUUCGACCUGCGCAUGAUGGUGGCCAACAUCCUCAACAACGAGGCGUUCAUGAACCAGGAGAUCACCAAAGCCUUCCACGUCCGGAGGACCAACCGGGUGAAGGAAUGCCUGGCCAAGGGGACUUUCUCGGAUGUCACCUUCGUGCUGGAUGACGGUGCUAUCAGUGCCCACAAGCCCCUGCUCAUCUCCAGCUGCGACUGGAUGGCCGCGAUGUUCGGCGGCCCCUUCGUGGAGAGCUCCACCAACGAGGUGGCACUCCCUCACACCAGCAAGAGCUGCAUGCGGGCGGUGCUGGAGUACCUGUACACGGGGCAGUUCAGCUCCAGCCCCGACCUGGACGACAUGAAGCUCAUCAUCCUCGCCAACCGCCUCUGCCUGCCGCACCUGGUGGCUCUCACAGAGCAGUACACGGUCACCGGCCUGAUGGAGGCGGCGCAGAUGAUGGUGGACAUCGAUGGGGACGUGCUCGUGUUCCUGGAGCUGGCUCAGUUCCACUGCGCCUACCAGCUCGCCGACUGGUGCCUGCACCACAUCUGCACCAACUACAACAACGUCUGCCGCAAGUUCCCCCGCGACAUGAAGGCCAUGUCGGGAGAGAACCAGGAGUACUUCGAGAAGCACCGCUGGCCGCCGGUGUGGUACCUGAAGGAGGAGGAUCACUACCAGCGGGCGAAGAAGGAGCGGGAGAAGGAAGACUACCUCCACCUCAAACGGCAGCCCAAGAGGCGCUGGCUCUUCUGGAACGCCUCCUCCUCCCCUUCUUCCUCUCCUUCAUCGUCGGCAGCCACAGCCUCCUCUUCCUCCUCCUCCUCCUCCUCCUCGGCUGUGGUUUGA
Camarhynchus parvulus is the source of this 2402-nucleotide messenger RNA. It is a transcript of the gene RHOBTB2, whose product is annotated as Rho related BTB domain containing 2. The transcript has 10 exons. Gene Ontology annotation, biological process: small GTPase-mediated signal transduction. The coding region runs from base 192 to 2402 and encodes 736 amino acids. Gene Ontology annotation, molecular function: GTP binding; protein binding; GTPase activity. Lineage: Eukaryota; Metazoa; Chordata; Aves; Passeriformes; Thraupidae. The record is from RefSeq and is a predicted model, not a curated record.